Molecule: messenger RNA, 933 nt
Organism: Scutellospora calospora
Lineage: Eukaryota; Fungi; Glomeromycota; Glomeromycetes; Diversisporales; Gigasporaceae
Source: the annotation of a GenBank genome assembly
AUGCAUUUAACACAAACCGAUAAACUUUUAGUUGUGAAUGGAGAAUUCACAACUAAUGAGGAACGCCCUUGGAAAUGCACGUAUGACGGGUGUAACAAAGCAUUUAAAGUUCGGUCUAAGCUAGAAAGACAUCAAAUAACACAUAUAGAAUUGCGACCCUUUAAAUGCCCAGAGUCUAAUUGUACAAAAAGUUAUAAACGAUUAGAUCAUUUACAAAUUCACACAGUUAUACAUGGACAAGAUCCUAAGCCAUUCAAAUGUGAAGUCGAAAGUUGUUGUCAUGUAGAGGAAUGUGGAACAGCAUUUACUCAGGAUUAUUUAUUAAGAAAGCAUAUGACCAUACAUACUAAAAAGAAGCCUUACCCUUGUGAUAAUGAAGGAUGUGAGAAAAGCUUUUUGACUUCAACCAAAUUACGAAUGCAUAAACGAGUUCAUUUAGAUCAAAAUCGAUGGCGAUGUGCAUUUCAAGGAUGUGAACAAGAAUUUCCUAAUUUAACUUCUCAAAAAAAAUCUUUAAAUAAAAAAAAUAAGUUAUCAAAAUCAAAAAAAUCUUCAAAAAUUAUUAAUAAUAAUUUAUCUUAUGAAAAAAUUGAAGAUUAUGUAAUUGAUAUUUCAAUUACUUCAUCAAAUUUAUAUAUAAAUCGUAUUAUUGAUAUGUAUGAAAAAGAAUUAAUUUAUAAAAAAAAUUUAAUUUUUGGUGGUUCUUUAUUAAUUGAUCAUUCUGAUAAUUUAAAUUUUGAAAUUAAUUUUAAAAAUUUUGAAUUUAAUUAUAAUUUAGAAAAUAAUUUAAUUAAAUUAGGAAUUGAUGGUGUGAAAUUAAUUGUUGAAAGAUGGGCUACUCAAAAAUAUUUGGAAUUUGAAAUUGAGGAAGAAAUUAUGGAAAGAAUUAAAAUUUGGAAAAAAGUUAAAGAGUUUGAGAAAUUAAAUAAAUAA